Phlebotomus papatasi is the source of this 2748-nucleotide messenger RNA. Its product is annotated as mucin-5AC. The record is from RefSeq and is a predicted model, not a curated record. NCBI's taxonomy places the organism in Eukaryota, Metazoa, Arthropoda, Insecta, Diptera, Psychodidae. The coding region runs from base 305 to 2167 and encodes 620 amino acids. The transcript has 8 exons.
GUGUUGGUCUCGAUUAGAGGCGAAUUGUCGUCCGUGGGUAGAGAAAAAUCUCACGAUUGCAGUCUUCAGCGCAGGCGAAUUAAGUUUUAAAAUUAGUUGCGAUCAAGUCACAGUGUAAGACAGUUUGAGAGUCAAGUGUAAGACCCCAGUGAAAUUGUAUAAUCCAUUUAUUAUUUAAUUUAUUUUUAUAAAUAAUAGCCGCGCCCAGUAGUUUGUGUGAAAGAUUUGGAGUGUUUUGUUUAUAGGAGUGAAGAACUACUGAUUACUAUUUUCCCCUAGACUAUUUAUUUAUCUUACAUAAAAGAUGACAACGAGAGAACAGCGACAAGAAUAUUCAUCGAAUGUGGUCCGGGUGCUCCAUCCAUCAAGGCCCCUGUCGCCAGCAAACGCAGAAUUUGAUAGCAAUUUAGACUAUCUUCUAGAAGAUCUUCAGCAAUCAGUUUCACGUCCUGGAAGUUCUCUGGGACAAAGCGCCAACACCAAUAUGACAUCAAGCAGGGAGGUUCAGUACUUAUCUCCACAGAACUCUUCUACAAUAGUCAGGGAAAGAUCAGUCAGUCCCAGUGGUCAAAAAUCUGAAAAAGUGUACAAAACAGCUAAGUAUGAGUACAAAACAUCGUCCAGCACUCCUUCAUACAGUGCUCAAGCGAAUAUCCAUCAGCUGGAUACUUUGCUGGAUGACCUAAAGCACGAAAGGGAAUUAGCAGUGGACAAACUUGAUAGGAGCACUAAAGAUACAACUGAUUCUUUGAUUCCUGGCAGUACGAAAAUCAUUAAAACCACAUACACUUCAUCCAGCAAUCUUGGAAGCGGCAGUAAACCAUCAGUUCAGAGAGAAUUGCAUUUUGAAACACCAGUCAGCAACAAGUUAAAAUCAUCCCGUCAAGAAUAUAGUUCUAACUACGAAUCUAAAAUCGAAAAGAGCUCACCAUCUCAUGUUGAUGUUUCCUACGAUUCUUAUGUUCCUGAAAAAUUGGGAUCUGAAUCGAAAUCAGUCAUCACGAAGAGCUACAAUCAGAGUAAGAGUCCAGUAUCAACAAUUAGUAAAGUCGAUGGUGGUACUCUACUCCAUGAUAUUCCUGUGGAAGCAGACAUCCUUCCAAGACCGGGUACAAAAGUCACAACGACGGUGCGAACCUAUACCUAUGAAAUUCCACCGGAAGAGACGAUUGGUGGUCACAGUACGAUUUACAAGAAUGAAUCUUUCAAUCGGUUGACCAACGAUACUCGUCGUAAGCGCGAACUAUCGCCCUCGACGAAUCAGUCCUUGGUGACGCGUACGGAAAAUAUUUCUACGCUAUCGAGAAACGAUGACCGCCCUAUUUCACCAUCACCACCGGUGAAAAGGAUGUACUACCAACAGGACACACUGGAGACUACGAAAACGCGUACUUAUUCCCCAACUAGGGAUCCAGGAUAUAUUCCUCCAGUAGAUAAAACUGUGGUCUACAAACACGAUACAACAGAUACUUCGCGGUCCGUAGUAAAACCUCCGCCAACAGGUUGGAAACCUAAUCCUCCAUCUGGUCAACCUGGGACAACGUACUUCUAUCGUGAAGAGACUAAUACCACCACAAAUAAGCGCUAUCCACCUCCUCAUGAUGGAUAUGCUCCUCCACCAGAUAUGAAUGGUUAUCCUCCUGUGAACCCAUCGCCAUCGGUCUCUUAUAAGUACAGCUCUCAUACAAGCACUACGAACAAUAUACACAGACUGCCUCCAGAUGAAGUGGAUGAUGGAGUGAGACCAGCUCCAUUCCCCACAGAUGGAAUCGAGAGUGUGCCUAACAAUACACAUCCACCAAAGAGGUUGGAUGAUUUGCUUGCUACAUUCGGAGAUUCACCUCCUCCGAGGCACUAUCACGAGGGUCAAAUUGCUGAGAAACCUUAUACUCUCACAAAGGAUUCUUUGGUUGAGACUGCAUCUCCUGACCAAAAGAUUCCAACGAAGAAUGUGGCUGGACCACCAGUAUACUAUCCACCUGGAGAACUAUUCACGAAAAAGGAAGAGGCUGGUGCUGCUUGGAGGGCUCAGGGUGGUUAUGCUCGUGGUGCUGGAAAAUAUCAAUACGAAUCGGAGGAGAAGUCCAAGAGCAAAAGCAAAUCUGGAGGAGCUGUUGUGCCCGUUUGUUUACCACUUUGUUGUGCCAUGCCUUGUUCUAUAAUGUGAAACUAUUAUUUAAUAACAUGAAAUUUUACUUAAGAAGACGUCUUAUUUCUAACAAUUACCACAAAUUACAUUUUCAUCUAAAUUGAUUUGGAAUUUAUUGCCUUUACAUUGGAGCUCUAUAUAGAGUUUCAACUGUGAUUCACACUUGAAUCUCUUAUCUCCCGUGUGUGUCUUACUUAAACAAAUGCCAUACUUACCUUUGUUAUAUUAGUUGAGAAAGAAGAAAAAUAUUUUUGUAAUUGUACUGUAAUAUACGAUUUUUACAAAUUUUAUGCUGUAUUGAAAAUAAAAUUCAAUGUUUAUUAUCUUUUAGAUAUUCCAAUAUUUACAAAUUAAUUGAAAAAAUGUACGUAAUUAUGCGUAUAAAUAAUUCUAAAGUUGUUUAAUUACAUUUUAUGUACUCGUACAGAAUGUCUCACAAACAAAAAGCAUGGAUGAUUAUGUAUGCAUUAGCUGUAUUAAAAGAAAACUUAUUUUUGUAAACCGGACAAGUUCUCAGCCGUUUUUAUAACAAGUAUAAUCUUUGUGUAUUCUUUUUACAAUAUUCAAUGUAACAAUAAAAAUUUUACUAAUAGACCAAA